AUGACGACGACGACGACACCACCACCGCCCCCGCAAUGGGUCGUCGACCUCAACGCAACGCCCGCCUCCAGACCCAAGACGGCCGCCCUCGCCGACCCGCCCGGCUACACGGCCGCCAUGACGCGCAAGGAGCGCGCCCUCUCGUCCAAGAAGACCCGCGUGCCCCCCACCCCCGAGGAAAUGGACACGCUCAAGAUGAAAAAGGCCUGGGAGGUCGCCAUCGCCCCCGCCAAGCAGCUGCCCAUGAACGCCUUCGGCAUGUACAUGACCGGCAACUCGCUCCAGAUCUUCUCCAUCUUCAUGGUCUUCACCCUCUUCAAGACGCCCGUCAUGGCUGCACUCGGCAUUCAACGCACCUUUGCUCCCUUUGAGACCCCCGGCACCUCGGGCCGCCUGCUGGGCGUCAAGGUCGUCUACAUCCUCACCAACCUGCUCAUGCUGGCCCUCGGCAUCUGGAAAGUCAACGCCAUGGGCCUGCUACCCACCACCCGCUCCGACUGGCUGGCCUGGGAGGCCGAGAGGACCUGGUCAGAGAGAGCCGUGCCGCGCGAAUGGUUGUGA
Molecule: messenger RNA, 561 nt
Organism: Ascochyta rabiei
Lineage: Eukaryota; Fungi; Ascomycota; Dothideomycetes; Pleosporales; Didymellaceae
Exons: 2
Coding region: 1-561 (186 amino acids)
Biological process (GO): protein folding in endoplasmic reticulum
Cellular component (GO): EMC complex
Source: RefSeq, a predicted model, not a curated record